Messenger RNA from Labrus bergylta (ballan wrasse), 654 nucleotides. It is a transcript of the gene cldn26, whose product is annotated as claudin 26. The record is from RefSeq and is a predicted model, not a curated record. NCBI's taxonomy places the organism in Eukaryota, Metazoa, Chordata, Actinopteri, Labriformes, Labridae. Gene Ontology annotation, biological process: bicellular tight junction assembly; cell adhesion. Gene Ontology annotation, molecular function: structural molecule activity. Gene Ontology annotation, cellular component: bicellular tight junction; plasma membrane.
AUGGUUUUUCUGACAACUAAAAUGAUGCAAAGGUCGGCACUUUUUGUGACGUUUGGAGGUUUGGUCACCUGUCUGAUCACCACUUUUCUUCCUCUGUGGAAGACGAUGAACUCUGACCUGAAUGAGGUGGAGAACUGGUUCUCAGCUUGGCACAUGUGUCUCUAUACGGAGGAGGUGGGGAUUCAAUGUAAGGCCUAUGACACCCUCAUGGGACUGCCAUUGGACCUGCAGAUCUCCAGGGUGCUCAUGUUGGUGUCUGUAGGAACUGGAGGCUUGGCUCUGCUGGCUGCUUUUCCAGGACUGGAGGGGGUGGACAUAUGUGUCGGGCAGCCUGGCCUGAAGAGACAGCUCCUUAUUCUGGGUGGGGUGCUGUCCUGGGUGUCAGGGCUCACCACUUUGGCUCCUGUCUCUAUUGUGGCCUACACAACGGUGGUCGAGUUCUGGGACCAGGGUUUCCCUGAUGUGAUGCCUCGCUGGGAGUAUGGAGAGGCCAUGUUUUCAGGGUGGUUUGGAGGUUUGGCUCUGGUCACCGGAGGGACUCUGUUUUUUAUAUCGGUGUGCAUGGAGGACUUCGAUCAGAGACCACCGAGUGUGCCAAACAGCCCUCAGGUGAAGCACAGGAGCAAGCACUACCUGAAGACCGAGGUGUUAUAG